AUAAAAUAUAUUUGAAUGCUUGGGAGAAUGUUGUAGUCAUGAAAAUUGUUAUAUUAGUCACUGUAAUACACGUUUUAUCUCUAUGGCUAAAGGAAAAUUAAGAGGUUCUGAUUCCAACAAUAAGAUAGCAGCAUCAAAUACAGCAUUUAAGAAUGGAGAAACAUAUACAUGGGAGUUUGAGAUCAAUGAAACUCCACCUAGUGCUAGAACCUUACUUACCAAAGGUUAUAUACAAGAUGAAAUUAAUUCAUUUUCAGGAGCAACUGUAUCAACACGCGGGCGUUUUAUGACAGAGCAAGAAAAGCUUCGAUGUCCAAAUGAAAGACCGUUGUACCUUUAUAUACAAGGACAUACAAAACACAAUGUUGAUUUGGCAAUACAAAAGAUCAAUGAAAUUAUCAAAACAGAACACCAAAGUUCUUUAAAUAGACCAAGCAGGUUUACAAAUGCUCCACCACCUCUUAUGAGUUUACAUUCCGGAGUUACAACUGUGGAAAAAAUUUGUGUUGGUAUUGAGAAUGCACCACAAGGUUUUGAUUUACGUGGACGUAUAUUGGGUAUUGGUGAUGCAAAUUUAAUGUAUAUUAGAGGUGAAACCGGUGCAAAUGUCACUUUAAGAGGUAGAGGAUCUCAAUUUGUUGACCCAGUUUUAGGGGCAGAAUCUCCAGAACCGCUCCAUUUGUACAUAGAACAUCCAAAACCAGAAGCAUUACAAAAUGCAAAACAAUUGGCUAUCAACUUGAUACAAACAAUACAAUCUGAAUUACAAACUUAUAUCCAGCAACAACCGCCACCGGUACAACCUCAGCAAGUUAUGGAACAAUCACAAAUACAACAAACCCAAUUUCAAACUAUGAACAUUGGUACCUUGGCCCAGCCCAAUAUGGUCACAAUACAACAUCAAGAUAUUAUACAGCAUCCACAAAGUAAUGUUGUAACAUUACCGGCAACAAUUCUUACUGCUACUGUAGCUGGUACUCCAGGUCCUGGUGUAUCAGUCCCACCUCCAGGGGUAUAUAUACCACCUCACACUGGACCAUUAGUUCCACCUCCGCAAGCUCAGGAGAUACAGACUUUCAUGCCACCACCACCAGUUGGGCAAGUACAGUUAAUUGGUCCUCCGUCAACAGUAAGUCAAGUUCAGUAUCAGAUACAUCCUGGUCAGCCACUGCAAAUCCAAGGGAUUCAACCAGGGUCGCAAUCUUCGCCGCAGCCUGUGGCACAGAUGUAUGUCAUGAGCCAGCCACCACCGCAGAGUCCUGCGCAACAGAGUUUCAUAACGAGUAGCAGCGCGCCGGCGAGCGGGGCGGUGUCGUACGUUUAUACCCAGCCGAACGUACAGAGGCCAGCCACACCAUCGCAAGGCAUCAUCGAAACUGUUAAUGUCAACUUGCAACAACCUCCUCCACCCGCAGCGCCGCUCAAUAUAACACAGCAGCCGCCACCACCAUUGCUACAUCUUCACUUUCCGCCGCCAAACUUCCCGCCGAAUCAACCGCCUCCUCCCGUGCCGCAAACUUAUCAGAUACAAUAUCAGCAGGUACAGGCACCCGCAUCACAAUCGCAAACGCAGUUCGUCCUGCAACCUGGCGAGCACAUUGUUCCACCUCAGCUGCAACAGAAUCACGAGCAAUCUCAAGCUGUCGCUCAGCAUAUAAUACCGCCGCAAUUCGAGGGUCACGCUCCACCGUUCCACCUGCAAGUACCUCCUCCGUCAGCGCAAACCUUCCUAGUUCCCAACGCUCAGUCCCCGCAGCAUCACCCGCAACCUCCGCUCCCACCCGGCGGUGAGAUUCAGCAUCAGCAGGAGGGCCCGGUGGAGCAAGGGCCAUUGCCGCAGCCAGUACCACCUCCGCAGAUCGUGCCACCACCGUCGAUCGGCCAGAUGCCGAAUUCCAUGAAUAUUCUUACUAGUGUACCGCCGCCGACGCAACCGCCGCCUCCGCAAAACGCACCGUGGCUUUAUCAGGCGCAGCAACCGCAGCAAAUACCGCAACCGCAAGGGCAAUUGCAGAUGCAAAUGCCGCCGCAGAAUAUACCUCUUCAUAACGUACCUCCACCGCAAGUUCAAGCUCAAAUACAAUAUCAUCCUCAGCACAUACAGUAUCAGAACGGGCAUGUGCCGACGCAAGUGCACUACACGAUGCAACCACCGCAUCAGCAGUUUGAGCAGAAGCCCGAUUCUCCGGAGCAGCAGAAGUCGCACGGAGUAAAAAGAAGGUUUUCAGACGUUGAAGGAGGUCAGGAGCCACCACCAUAUCAAUGCGCACCGCUACCCGCACAACGUCAUGGCACAGGAGAAGGUGAUCGACAACAGCAAGUCUUACAUGGCCCAUCACCCACACCUGCGGGUCUACCACAUGGAGAUCGAAACAAGAUGCUUAUACCAGCCACACACCCAGGUGAAAAACGGAACUUGGAGCAAAAGCCUGCAGGAUUAGCUUCAGUAGGAAAUGAGCAGACUGCAAUUGGAGAGUCCGGGAAUGUUCAUCCUGGACCUGGAAACGGCCCUCCAUUGCCGCCUCCGCCUUCGCCACAGGCACCUUGGCAGAAUCAUCAUGUGAGGGUUCCUUGGGGUAGACCACCGCCAAUUCCGAGGGAGGGGGAACAUCCUGCAGUCGGUCCCGGCUUACCUCCCAUUAAUAUGCCACCUCCUCAGAUCAGGCCAAGAGGCCCCGCUGACGGUAACCGGUCCCCCACUCAGAACGCCGUGUUAGAGCAGCCGUUAAACGUCGAGUACAAUCAAAUGCCACCAUACACGUCGAAACCGCCGCCUUACAACGCGCAUCCGUUGAUGCAGUCGAUUUGUAACCCUCCGCCGCCGCCGCCGCCGCAUCACCAACAACGGCCGCAGCAUCCUUCUCAAGCGGUGCAGCAUUAUCAGGUGCCAAUCUCUCAAACAUAUCAGCCGCCGACGUCCUGUCCACCGUGGAUGAAUUGAAAGUCAAGCUGCAGCAGAGGUGUUGUUUCCCGCUCUAGUACCUGGACGAUGACUGAUGUGACUUUUACCGAAUGUAAUAUCGCUUUAACGUGAGCGACGCAACGAUGUAUUAGCGAUGUAAGCUAUGAGGGGAUCUGAUGGAAAUGCGAGCAAUUGGAUCUAUUUUGCGUUUAUUGCCUCGUAUUAUUCACACACUCGAUUGUUCCUCGUGUAAUAAUAGUUGCAAUGGAUAAUUUAAUGUGAUGAUUAAGUAACUUGUACAAUAUUAUAUAGUAGCUACUAUAUAAUUUAGUAAUCUGUUUCCAGGACGCUAAUGAACAUGUAAAAAUGUAUAAAUUUCGAAAAUUAUUUAUAUUGUACAAUCUUUAAAUUCUAUCCAUCACGGGGAGGUGAGACGCGCAAAUCGAUUAUGUGAAAUGCGUGACCGGAUUGUAUGAGGAAAUAUAACGUCUCGUUAACGAUAUAGUUACUUACUGAUUGCGUAGCUUGUCUUCAAACAUAUAUAUACACGCUAAGAGCGUAAUUAAUUAAUUGUAUAAUAGAUGCGUCUAGAAAGAGAACGACAGCGUUAUUAUAACUUUUGAUUUGAUCAUUGCGCAUACGAGAACCAUUUGUUUUGUAUACAAACACACACACACAACACACAAAUAAUGAUAGCGUCGAAUCUUCAUCUCUGGCGCGGUAAAAAAAACUGCAUCUCCAUUUAUAGAUAGGUACAUAACAACAUGUGUAACGUAUGUAUGCGAUUUUUUUAUGCAACAGCCAAUAAAUCGUUAUUGCCAAUA
Messenger RNA from Harpegnathos saltator (Jerdon's jumping ant), 3726 nucleotides. Its product is annotated as extensin. The record is from RefSeq and is a predicted model, not a curated record. Lineage: Eukaryota; Metazoa; Arthropoda; Insecta; Hymenoptera; Formicidae. Gene Ontology annotation, cellular component: nucleus. The transcript is spliced from 16 exons. Bases 83 to 2941 code for a protein of 952 amino acids. Gene Ontology annotation, molecular function: RNA binding.